ACGGCAGACAAGAUCGGGCUGGGCGCGGGGGGUGCGGGCACUUCGCUCUUCUCGCUCUACAACAACGGUCAGCACUUUGCCCAGCCUCCACCCGCUCACAUGGGCAUCACCCCAUACCCCAUAGACCCUAAAGCUGGGCUGAGGCCGCCCGUGUACCCCUUCACAGCGUCGCAGUACUCGUACCACCUCGGCGCUGACUUCACCCAGAUGGCUACUUGGUUCACGACCCCGUCGCUGAUGCCCCCACACCCGGGGCUCACUCCCCCUCUCCCCCACUCCCUCGUCGCCUCCCCCAAAGCGGCGGAUCUCCCCCACUCCUCCCACGACAACCACAGACACCACGGCAUGCUCGACGCCAAGACCCUGGGCUCCCCCCACGACAAGAACCUCCUCGACGGUAAAGGAGAAAAGAAACCUCACAUCAAGAAGCCGCUGAACGCCUUCAUGCUCUACAUGAAGGAGAUGCGUGCACAGGUGGUGGCCGAGUGUACGCUCAAGGAGAGCGCCGCGAUCAACCAGAUACUGGGUCGUAAGUGGCACGCCUUAAGCAAAGAGGAGCAAGCCAAAUAUUACGACAUGGCCAGACGAGAGCGACAAAUACACAUGCAAAUGUACCCGGGAUGGAACGCCAGGGAUAACUACGGAAUGAUGAAGAAGAAGAAAAGAAAGAAAGAGAAAUCUGUAGACGGAGCCAAUAUGAAGAAGUGCAGAGCGAGAUACGGCCUGGACCAGCAGAACCAGUGGUGCAAACCGUGCAGACGUAAAAAGAAGUGUAUCCGGUACAUGGAAGGGGAGGAAGGGGAAGAAGGAGGAUCCAGUGGGAGUAUCGAGGCUCAAGAAUCUGAUGAAUCCGAUGAUGAGAUUCAGGACGACAACAUCCACGAUGUCAUCUCCGAUGUGAACAUGGCUUCCCCAUCCAAUAAUUUCCAGAUGUUGCUUUCCCCAUCCACGUCCUUGGCGUCCCCGUCGGGACCUCCAUCUUUAAUGCCUUCCCCAGCCUCGCUGGCUUCUCCAACAACCCCAGGGGAUUUAAAGGAAGUUUUCGCCCCCAUUCCCCCGCAACAGUUGGUACCCCGCAUCCCGGUGGGAACAAACCCCCGUGACCUAAACAAUCCUUUAAGUGUUAAUCAGCUCACCGGCCAAUGCAUUACUGCUUCUGAUAAUCAAAAUCAGGAACACCCAGCGAUGGUCAGCGUAACAUGACCACAACACAUAUCGUAGGAUCAACCCUCUUGAAUUUGAUGCUACGUUCUUGGCAGGUUGCCUGCCGUGUCUAUCAGUUAAAACAUCACAUUAAGACCUGGAAUAUUUAAUCACGUCUAAUAAGAAAUGCAUGUUUUAUGAAUUGUGAACUUUAAUAUAAUCCAAUCACAUUUCAUUUAUGGUUGUGAAGCGGGUUCUCUUAUGUUAUUUAUUUCCGGAAUCUGUACUACAAUCGAGGUUCGAAUAUACAAAUCGAAUUAUCCAUGAAAGCAAAAAUGUCUUAUUGUUACAUAUGUAAGAAAUUUUCUGCGACUAUUCGCAGUAUAAAACAUUUAAUGAAAUUUUAAAUUCACGAGGAAACAGAACAAACAUUAUCCGUUGAGCUAUUGUUCAUAUUCAGGGGGUUACAUGCAAGACAACUAUAUUCGUCAGACGACAAUAUUCAUGAGACAAUAAUAUCAUCAAUGUGACAAUAUGCAUUAUGCAACAAUAUUUGUGAAGCGACAAUUUUAUAGGCAUGACGAACGACAUUAGCGCGAUGACGAUCGAUAUUCGUGAGACUGUGGUUGAUAUUCGUGAGACCUCGAUUAGUGAGACGGUAACUGAUAUUCGUGAGGUUGAUAAUUGUUAUUAGUGGUACGACGAUUAACUUCCGUGAUUCGACAAGUUUUACGCAUAAUAAGUGUGAAAUAUGAGUACAGUUGGUGCGCGUGUGCGUGUACAAUAGGCACAAUUUGCAGGGUAUAGGCAGUUAUUGUACGUCGUUCUUGAUGCCGUGUAUAUAUUGAGGCGUACCAAGUGAUUGUAGACUUUAGUGUUCUAUUUGUAUAUGUUAUUGUGGAAGAUCCUUUUUAUUAUCUAUUGCUUAAAGUAACAUCAGUGUCUAGAGGCUUCGAUAAGGACAAGGUGGUGGACGUAAUGCAUUUCGUUCAUGCAUUUUUAUUGAGGAUUCCGCAGGGUAAAUACAUAUUGUUCUUCGCUCGCGAUAUUUGCUUUUUGAAAGCAAUGCUAAGUGCUGAACUUGUAAGCGGGGCGAAGGUAAAUGCGUGUUCUAAUGAUGUGCAAUUUGAUGAAGAAGUUAAAUCCUUUGCACGACAGGAUACGUUUUCCUAUAUCUCAUGAAUUUAUAAGUAACUUUGAAGAAAGUACAGCUAAUAACUAUCAUACCAAUUUAAUAACAUAAUUGUCCGAAAUUUAAUAGUAGCAGUUGCGCAUGAUGGCAAAAAAUGUUUAUUUUCAUUUGACACGUCUGGAACUGGAAUUUUUAUA
This is a messenger RNA of Hyalella azteca, 2472 nucleotides long. Its product is annotated as protein pangolin, isoforms A/H/I/S. The annotation marks the transcript as partial. Gene Ontology annotation, molecular function: DNA-binding transcription factor activity, RNA polymerase II-specific; RNA polymerase II cis-regulatory region sequence-specific DNA binding. Gene Ontology annotation, biological process: regulation of transcription by RNA polymerase II; canonical Wnt signaling pathway. The transcript has 8 exons. Gene Ontology annotation, cellular component: beta-catenin-TCF complex. The record is from RefSeq and is a predicted model, not a curated record. Lineage: Eukaryota; Metazoa; Arthropoda; Malacostraca; Amphipoda; Hyalellidae.